Sugiyamaella lignohabitans is the source of this 2925-nucleotide messenger RNA. RefSeq lists its product as uncharacterized. Bases 1 to 2925 code for a protein of 974 amino acids. The record is from RefSeq and is a predicted model, not a curated record. The transcript has a single exon. NCBI's taxonomy places the organism in Eukaryota, Fungi, Ascomycota, Dipodascomycetes, Dipodascales, Trichomonascaceae.
AUGACUGAACCAGAUGAUCCAUUUUAUCAACUGGGUCCUGUUAGAGACUAUUUGAUCUUCGUGGCUCAAUUUGAUGAUAAUUCGCGUCCCGAUGAGUUGGACGCAAGGGUGGAAGGGCUCGUUAGACUAUGUAACGACUUGUCUCAGUUUGGUUACCUCAAUUGCGAACACGACGGUAUCUACAAACGCCCCCGUGGGAUUCACGAAUAUCGAAAGGAUCGCGGCAAAUCAUCUCUGGCUACUUUAAAGAAGUAUUUCUACAUGAACUUAGAGGACCUCUGUCCCGAUGAGGAGUUAUUUCCUUGCAUAUUCGAAUUCUUGAUUUCUUGCCGUCCCGAACGACAACCAGUCCGGUUCAUGGACACUCAAUGUAGGAAACAUAAGGUGCGAACAACUGAGGGCUGGCAAAUAGAUGAACCGUACGACAAUUUUAGAAAGAUCGUGACAUUGAUUAUAGAACAGCAUCACCCUCCACUAGUGCAAGAAGAAUUAACUCCAUUAUCUGAAGAGCGAUACAUGGGUCCAUCGCCUCAGACCUUCUUCAGCAUUAUUAAAGAGACGAUUCGGAAAGUAAAAGAUGGAUUCCCCCGUAUGUAUUCACCUUGUGUUCACAUCCUUCAAAGUAGCAUGUACGGUAAGUCUAGAUUGAUCAAGGAUCUAGCUUCUCAUCACGCUUACUUGAGCUAUAUUAACUUAGGCGAGAGAUUGAGUUCUGGAAAUCCUAGUACUCUUUUCAGUCGAAAUGUUGAUAGGGGCUUGGUACCGGGAUACUUAACCUCAGCAGUCGAUCCCGAGGUUGCUCAAGAUGUUCUGCUAUUCCUGAUUUGCACACUUGAAACAAUCGUCAAAGGACUAGAACAAAAUGAAAGUAACUAUACAACGGUUGAGAAGUUUUGGACUUUCCAGAGACCGACAUCAGUCUUCGAUAAAAUUGUAGAGGAGAGUUUUGCCGACAAGGUACGAGGGGAAACUGAUAUAUGGAAAAUCCUCUCAUUUCCCAAUGCUAUUACUAUUAUAAAAGAUAAUGUGCUACUAUCUCUAGAAAUAAAAGAGCUACUAAGAGAAGAAUGGAAGAAAUACCGUUUGGCACUGAAGAAGAAUAAGGAUGCAAAUAUAGAACAAUACUUUAUCCUCGCCAUCGAUGAAGCUGGAGUCCUGAAUAUGAAAUAUACCCGAGGUACCAUGAACUUCCCAUACUUUCAGAUGCUUAAAAAGGUGGCCCGUUGCCUUGUGGCUGAUGAUCUAUGGAGAGGUUUUGCUAUAGUUCUUGCGAGCACAUCUGGUAUUCGUGAUUAUGAUUUUUUUUUGAGUGAGACCGGUGUAAUUGACGUUGAGCCCUGGUACGACCUAGGUACCUUCGACUAUCACGUACGAUGGGGUGAAAGACCGCUUACAUUAAACUUCAGCGACAUCGGAACCUUGAGAUUCUAUGCAAAGUUUGGUAGACCCGCGUGGAAGGAGUACAUUGACAGUGGCCGUGAGGAUAAACUUCUGGCCGAUGCCAAUUCCAAGCUUAGGGGAAGAAUCAAUGAUGGGCUAUCGAAGCAUCAUACCCUUCUCGUGAUAUACGCAGUACCCAUGAACUUCGGUUUCCGUACAAAGGGAAGAUUAGUAGAAUCGCGCAUGGCCACACUCCUAUCUAUGUCUGAUAAACGUCAUGAUCUCAAAGUAGGGUAUCCUAGUGAGCCAAUUCUGGUCAUGGCAGCCCAUAGGCUCUUGCAAGAGGAAAAUGACCUUGAUCUUAUCUCACUUCUCCUUAGGGAAAAUAUUAUGUCUCCUGGGGAAGCUAGUGAGCUCAUCGCGAGAUGGAUGUUGCUUGAUGUUCUGAAAAGCGUAGGUUUGCGCAAUGGCUUACAGAGUAAUUACUGUCGUGUUCGGGAUCUUUUCAAUGGUCUUGAGAAAAAAUAUCUCGUUACCUGUAAUUGCGACCAUCCAAAUCAACAUCACUUAUUUAACGAGAGGAUUCACAUCAACCACUGGAUGACUCUUAAAUCUGAGUGUACGAUUCAGAUGUUGGCGCUCGGAUUCUUGAGAGGCUGUGGAUUUUGCUUCGAAAGAAGAGACAGAGAUUUUGAUCUCAUUAUUCCCAUAUAUUUGGAAAGCAGAAAUGUUGACCUUACGAACAUCAGAUUCUUCGAACGGGGUGAGGAUAGUAAAUGGGGGUUAGCAGAGUUGGAUUCAGUAUCCCAAGCAUUUAGUGUUAUCCUCAUUCACGUCAGCAACAACGAGAGUUCUCAUGACGGUCACAACGCUGCCAUUCAUGAUAGAAUGGCAGAAGAAGUACAACUGAUCUUUGGCCGAUUCAAGUCAUUUAUCGGUUUGCAUAUCAUACUGGGAGGAAAACCACCUACCGAUUACGAAGAGAAACCCACGUAUAAUAAGGAUUGGGCAAGUGUCUUUACAAGUCAAGAAGAUUGGGCUGAUAUCCAUCCGCUAGAAAGGGAGCCUGGGUUAGCUCAGGGAUUUAAUCUUGCCUUUGACCUUAGUGUCAUAGGCAACAAAACUUCGAAUAGCGACUUCAUUGAUAAUUUGCAGCAAGUUGUUCAUUUGGCUAGAGAAGGUAGUGGGAAUCCGUCAAAGACUGUCAUGUUGCAGAGGUAUGCUUCGGCACCUUAUCUUAAUCAGAAGGUUAUUGGGGAAGCUCAUCAAAGAAAUAGACAACAGCAGUUGCAGCACAAUCAAAAAGAAGGUAAUGAAGGCCAGCAACAUGAGACACAAGGAUUUGAAGUUGCUUCUAUUAGAAGGCGACUACGCCCUCGCCCCGCAACCCUAUUGGAUAAGCCCAGCUCUCCAGAUGAGUCAGACGUACCAUCGGCUCCCGAUCUCUCGAAAAGCAAAGAACCAGCCAAUUCUACGAAGAGGCUUAAGCGAAAAGCAACUCCAGUAAACCGUCCUAGAAGACGUCGAGGACCCGGUCCUAGUUAA